This is a messenger RNA of Ruditapes philippinarum (Manila clam), 2120 nucleotides long. RefSeq names its product monocarboxylate transporter 2-like. The record is from RefSeq and is a predicted model, not a curated record. The transcript is spliced from 6 exons. Gene Ontology annotation, molecular function: monocarboxylic acid transmembrane transporter activity. Bases 263 to 1567 code for a protein of 434 amino acids. Gene Ontology annotation, biological process: transmembrane transport. Lineage: Eukaryota; Metazoa; Mollusca; Bivalvia; Venerida; Veneridae.
CCGUGAAAUUAAUGAUAAGACACAUUUGACUCCCUAAAAUAUAUCGAAGUGAAAUUAAUGACUAGUCACACACAUUUUUUUCAUAAAGAUCGUGAAAGUUUGCAUAUCUUAAUUUAGUACUUUUUAUCCGGCAAGAAUGUUAUCAUUCGUUAAGUUUGUAGCGUACAUUGAAGUGUUUCACCAAAGAAUAAGUUAUUUGAUUUUUGGAAUAAUAGUUUCUCAAUUAAUAGAAUUGGUAUUUAUAUAUCGCCGAUAAAGGAAUAUGGAAAUGAAAGACAGUACCACCAGGACCUUGCUAUUCGUUCUCUGUGUAAUGAAUGUUUUCUUCGAAGUCGGCAUAGUGUUUCAAUUUGGGGUUUUCUACAUUACACUUUUGGACAUAUUUCAAAGUGGCCGGGCUAAAACUGUAGCUGUACAAUCACUUCUUGGUGGAUUUACUUUGAGUUUGGGUGUUUUGAGUGGAGUCCUUGUCACUAAAAUAGGCAUACGUUGGGUAAUAUCUAUAUCCUGUAUACUCGUUCCUGUUGGAUUUAUUGCAUCCUUCUUUGCUACAAGAAUUGAACAUUUAUACGUAUCCAUUGGUAUUACAGCAGGUAUUGGAAUUUCAUUAUCAUAUGUCAGUUUGAUUUUGUUAAUUGGCAGAAUCUUUAUCGGCAAGAAGAGAGACCUAUGCAUUUCCCUCCUAAUGGCAUCUUCAUCAUUAUCUGGUCUAGUCUAUCCAUACUUUAUUGACUGGCUACUUGUUCAGUACGGACUCAACGGCUCAUUCCUUAUACUUGGAGCUGUUUACUGUAACAAAUUUCCAAUGUUAGUAAUGAUCUGGGCAAACAAAACUUCAAUAGAUAAACAAUCACUGACGCCCAAAUGUGAGGAAGACAAAGAAACUUCAAAUGGAUGUGCGAACACGAAAAACAAGUUUAGAGAAAAUGUCACUUUUGUUCAUGUUUUGCUUCUUUUUGGAAUUGUCCUACCAAUUUCUUUUAUAAAUGGAUUUGCUGCAUUAAUUCUCGAUAUAAGUGAAUGGAAGGGAUUCAGUAGCAAUACUUGGUUUGGAAUUUUCGCACUUGUUAUUUACAAUGUUGCAAGCACAAUUUCAAGACUAAUUCCAGGCUUGGUAGGACAGAUAGACAGUGUUAAUCCCUUUCUUAUUCCAAUCAUUUCAGCUAUCAUUGGUUUUAUUGGACAGUUGAUUCUUUAUAUAGGAAGCAGCUAUGCUUUUUUUGCUUUAUCCGUUUGUUUGUCAGGUUUAGCAAUAGGUGGAAUUCUUUCAUCUCAGCAUAUUCUUGUGUUGAAAGUUGUCAGCAUAGAUUUUGUUCCAAUCGGUUCUGGAUUGCUGAUUACAUCAGCGGGUGUAUUGAAUUUUGGAAUUGGGCCUCUAUUCGGUAGCAUCAGAGACAGUUCCGGUUCUUAUGGUAUCGUUGUUCUGACAAUCAGUGCAAUCAUAGCGACUUCUGCUGUUUUUCUCACAAUUGUUCUUUUUAAAAGGCGUUUUAGUGUUGCCAAUGGACCGAAGAAAGAAACAAUAACAAUAUCUGUAAUUUCAGUCUCACAAACGACUCAAAAUUGAUUUUAAAAUCUAUAACCGUGAUUAAUAAAGAAGACAAUUUUUGUUAUGCUGAAAUACGUAUUUGUUUCUGUUUUAUAAGAGACGUAAGAAAAUAUUUUACUUGUGAUUUAGGUAUCACAUAUAUAACAUCAAGUAUACACUGACAGAGAUUUGAUUCCACAUUUUUCAAAGUUGCUUUCCAUAUUUAUUGGUUUGAUUGCUUUUUAGAUCUGUCAAAAUUUCCAUGUUUAACUGUUGAAUUAUACUUAAAGUGGUGCUAGAGGCCUGAACAGGAUCAAUCAAACCGAACCUACAACAUUUUUAAUUCUGUCGUUUUUGGUCGUUCUUUAGGCAUUCCAUUUUUUCUAUUUUAUGAUGUUUAACUUAAUUUUCACAAGAAAUUGUUUUGCCAUUUUCUGCACAUAAGUUCAAUGAUAUAAUUAAUCCAUGGAUGUUGAUCAUAUUCAAAUGUAUAAUAUUCAACUUUCUAAAAAAAGAAAAGUAGUGUGAACGAAAAUUAUCGAUUGAAGUGCAUUUGUUUGAUUGCUGAACCAAGCAUCACUGAAUAAAUCUG